Lachancea mirantina is the source of this 1752-nucleotide messenger RNA. The record is from the annotation of a GenBank genome assembly. Lineage: Eukaryota; Fungi; Ascomycota; Saccharomycetes; Saccharomycetales; Saccharomycetaceae.
AUGAAGUUAGAAAGAUAUAUCUUAAUAUUCUGUGCUUCCUCCCUCUGUGGAGCAUCGCCAAUAUCUGCUCUUUGGAAAAGGCUGAGUGGAGAAUCUCCGUCAGAAUUGCAAGCCACCAAUGCAACGGCCUUCACAUACCCACAACUUAGUUCAGCGGAACGCUUCCCUAUGGAAACGUGCCAAGGCAUAACCCUCGAAGAUGGCACGAUUGACCAACUCCAGGGCUACCUGGAACAAGGCGUUUUGACUUCACAAGACCUUGUUCGCUGUUAUCUGAACCGCUUUCUCCAGGUCAACAGCUAUGUAAACAGCAUAAUGCAGAUCAAUCCGGACGCACUUUCUAUUGCAGCAGCAAUGGAUGAGGAAAGGGCGCAAGGACUUGUACGGAGUCCUUUGCAUGGAAUCCCGUUUGUCGUCAAAGAUAAUUAUGCCACUAAAGACAAGAUGGAUACAACGUGUGGCUCCUGGUCAUUGAUGGGCUCGAUUGUUCCUAGGGACGCCCACGUUGUCGCCAAGCUGAGAGAUGCGGGUGCAGUUUUAUUUGGACACUCGACACUGAGCGAGUGGGCUGAUAUGCGCACCUCUCAUUACUCGGAAGGAUACUCUGCGCGCGGUGGACAAUCGCGUUCUCCUUUCAAUUUGACUGUUAAUCCAGGUGGGAGUUCCUCCGGAAGCGCGGCAGCUGUUGCGGCGAACAUGAUCAUGUUUAGUCUCGGUACCGAAACUGACGGAAGCAUCAUUGACCCAGCAAUGAGAAAUGGUGUGGUCGGCUUCAAGCCUACCGUAGGGUUAACUUCUAGAGCCGGGGUAAUUCCCGAGUCAGAACAUCAGGACUCCACUGGGUCAAUUGCUAGGACGGUAAGAGACGCCGUGUAUGCUUUCCAAUAUAUGUGGGGAGUUGACUCUAGGGACAACUAUACUCUCAACCAGACGGGAAAUGUUCCUGAAGAUGGCAAUUAUGUGAAGUUUCUUUCCGACAAGAGUGCUUUGGCCGGUGCGAGAUUUGGACUUCCUUGGGAAAAGCUAUGGAGUCUGGCGAAACCAGAUCAGGUUGAAAGGCUUCUAGAAGUCGUGGAGCAGCUAAAAGACGCCGGAGCAAUUGUGUACAAUAGCACCAAUUUCGGAAACCUCGACGUAAUCUCAAGCCACGGGUGGAAUUGGCAAAUGGGGCGCACUAACGAAAGCGAGUUUACCGUGGUAAAAGUCGAUUUCUAUAACAAUAUUCAGGCGUACCUCAGUGAGCUACAAAACACAGAAAUCAGAUCGUUAGAGGAUAUUGUGGAGUAUAACGACAGAUACACUGGAACAGAGGGCGGCAUCAAUGGCACAGUUCCUGCUUUUAAGUCUGGUCAGGAUUCGUUUUUGGACUCUCUCGCCUGGGGCGGGGUCAAGAACGAAACCUAUUGGCAAGCGGUUGAAUUCGUUCAAAGAACCUCUAGGGACGAAGGAAUCGAUUACGCGUUGAACUACACAGAUCCUAACACAGGCGAAAAUUUUCAAUUAGAUGCUCUUCUUGUUCCGAGUGGCCUUUCUAUUACAUACCAGCAAGCUGCUAAGGCAGGAUAUCCUAUGGUGACACUUCCAGUGGAUGUUGAUGAAACAAAUGGCAGACCUUAUGGUCUCGGGCUCAUGCAGAGUGCCUGGGGAGAGCCUAAACUCAUCACUUACGCUUCUGCAAUUGAGGAUUUGUUGAAUGUCAAACUCAAACCACAAUUUUACGAUUACUUGGCGAAAAAUAUACCUGUGGUUUGA